Bactrocera dorsalis (oriental fruit fly) is the source of this 1371-nucleotide messenger RNA. RefSeq names its product transmembrane protein 179. The record is from RefSeq and is a predicted model, not a curated record. The transcript is spliced from 4 exons. Lineage: Eukaryota; Metazoa; Arthropoda; Insecta; Diptera; Tephritidae. The coding region runs from base 226 to 918 and encodes 230 amino acids.
GUCGUUCAUCCAAAUUAUCCUCUCUUCGAGAAUUUAUAUUUAAAUUACCUACCUCUUGAGCUGGUAUUUCAAUAAUUCUUGAUUAUAUGUACAUACAUGUUCUUCGUGUGUAACCAGCUUUAAACAAUUGCAAUCGAUUUGUCAUCGGUAGCGAGUUUUUUGAUAUUGUCUAGUGCGUUCGAUGUAAUUAUAAGAGGGAAUAUUAAUAAAUUAGGAUUGUCGAAAAUGGUUUUAGCAAAUGUGCUACUAUUAAGCCAAAUUGCUGGUCAUGUAAUAUUAGUUAUAUUAUCGUUGUGCAUGAUGGUGCCUCUUGGUAUGAGUGUCCAUGAAUUUGGUGGGCACUGUUUGCUUUUUACAACUGGUAAAUGGCGUGAAGAGGAUGGAAUGUUUGAAGUAAAAUGGUCUUCAACAGGUUUUUGCAGCUUUCCACUUUUUACUGCAAUGUUUCUAUUCUUGAUUUCAACUUUACAAAUUUAUCGAUACUCAAGGAUGAAAGAAGAAGCUUCGUUUCUUUCUUUAUUCAUUGACGUUGUGGUUGGUAUUUGGAUGUUGGCCUUUUCAAUUCUGUCAGCAAUUAUGGUUACUUUAGGAUUUAUUGUAUGGUGUGAUGGUAUGACUGAACGAUUUCCGUCAUGUGAAACAGCAGCAGGACAAAAUAUAAUUCACGGAGACCAAGACCAUAUUGACACAUCUGACUUCUAUAUAGAAAUGGGGACAGCUCAGUUCGGCGCUUGGGGUUCUUUUGCAAUAUCGGUUGGAAUAGGUGUUAUAGCACUUCUUAAACUCAUUCAAAAUCAUCAAGUACGUAAUAUUAAAGUUUCAAUGUACUUGGAACGUCAGAAACUAGUAAAUCAACAUCAGCAUCAAUUAGAUGGACAAUCUACAACACCGACAGUUUCUGAAGAUAAUAAUAAAUAAACAUUAUAUGUGAUAUAGAGAAUUUUAAAAAAUUGUUCAAAUACUGCUCUCAUAUUGUACAUAAUACAUAUAUACAUAUCUUUUAUGUUUACAUUUUAAUCGAAACAUUGAAAUUAUAUUACAUUAGCAAUUUUAUCAGUAGAAAAAUUCAUCCUGCACUAUAAUAUUUAUAAACUUAUAUAAAGUGAAUUAAGUCAAUAUGUAUUCAUUGAUAUUAAAAUUUAUACAAUUUGUUGUCGAGCAUACUUAAGUUUAAUGCCAAAAGUUCAAGAAAGCGGUCUACACCUUGUAUCGAUAUAUUAUUGAGAGUAUUUAGACCCUGCUUGGGGAAAGAUAAUAUGUUAGCUAUCACCGAAGUCACUUAAUGGUAAGUCCAGGUGACGAGUUGUUCGAACCAAAUGGAGAAGUACAGUGGACCAAUAAAGUUUACAUACACCUAGUUCUAUUAAAUUA